CCCGCCCCCCGUGGCAGGGAAAUGCCAGUACUCUAGGCCUUUCGGUUUGCGCGGGCGGGCGGGCCUGCUGCGGAGAGAGUGGGAGCUCUCGCAGCCGCUCACGGGAGGAUUUUCACAAGACUUGUUUGAUAUAGACUGUCUGCAUGGUGCCCCUCCCCAGGCCUACACUACCCUAGGGCACUUUGCUGAAUGAAGACUCUCGUGCAGAUGGAGGAACUGGAGCGAGGCCUGUUGAUGCAGCCGUGGGCGUGGCUACAGCUUGACCAGAACUCCCUCUUGGCCAAGGCUUAUAUCAUCACUAAGCAGGGCUAUGCCUUGCUGGUUUCAGAUCUGCAACACGUGUGGCAUGAACAGGUGGACACCAGUGUGGUCAGCCAGCGAGCCAAGGAGCUGAACAAGCGCCUGACUGCUCCUCCUGAGGCUUUUCUCUGUCAUUUGGAUGAUCUGCUUCUCCCGUUGUUGAAGGACACUGCUGGCCCUGGCAAAGCCACCUUCUCCUGCGAUCGUGUGGCAGAGGCGCUGGUACUGCGCGUGCGGAGUGAGCUCUCUGGUCUUCCUUUCUAUUGGAAUUUCCACUGCAUCCUAGCUAGUCCUUCCCUGGUUUCCCAGCAUUUGGUUCGUCCUUUGAUGGGCAUGAGUCUGGCAUUGCAGUGCCAAGCGAGGGAGCUGGCAACACUGCUUCACAUGAAAGAUCUAGAGAUCCAGGACUACCAGGAGAGUGGGGCUGUGCUGAGCCGAGAUCGGUUGAAGACAGAGCCAUUUGAAGAAAAUUCCUUCUUGGAACGAUUUAUGGUAGAGAAACUACCAGAGGCAUGCAGUGUUGGUGAUGGGAGACCCUUUGUCACGAACCUACAGAAUCUGUAUUUGGCAGUCACCAGACGAGAGGUCCAAGUGAGACAGGAGCAUCAAGGCACUGGAGAGCCUCAGACCUCAAGCAGCGCCUCCCCGCAAGGACCUGAUAGCCAACUUCUGAACCAGCCCGAAGAGCCGGACUCCUCAGCACCAUCCCUCCCAGCGCCAGAGAAAAAGCCCACAGGUACUUCAGGCCCCAUGCAGAGACUUCAGCUGUCAAAGGCCAAGAGGAAGAAGCUAAGGGGGCUCUUCAGUUAACCUGUCACUUUCUCAGCUGCUGAAGAUGGAGUUGGAGAAUAGUGUCACCUUGAAAGGAAUUCCGUGGCAGCCGUCUAUCUGACACAGUUAUACAGUCAGAGGCCCCACUGAAGGAGCCAGACAACUGAAGUUCAUGUUGACAGGCACCUGAAUGGGUACCGUUAACCGAGGGAAUCUUGGCUCCAGCCCCCUGGGCUUUGGCCUUCCCUAUCCAAUUGGAAGCCAGUCUCUGGGAAUCCCAUGUUCUCCUCCUUUUGGUGGAGGUUCUCUAGACACCAUGGACUUUAGGUAUAUAGGGCAAGUCAGCAAAAAGGCACAACCUGCUUAGGAAGCCUUGGCUACCUCUCUCAAGAGUCCCUAGCCAGUCCCAGGGGCUCCUCAGAGACCCUCUUCUCUCUUUAGCAUGGAAUAAAAACCACUCACCUCCCCUUGCUUUUGAGAGCGCUUAUUCUGUGGAACACAUAACCCACUGCACUUUGCUGGGCCCCACCCCACUGUCUUCUCUGGAUGAAACCUGAGCCCUCAGUCCAGUCCUUCAGUCGUUAUGCUUCUCUGAGGUGGCCGGUGCCGAGCUUUUGUUUGGGAACUUCGUCCUGAAAACUCUCUCCAUGGUGGGCACAGGGCAGAACAG
Messenger RNA from Equus quagga, 1741 nucleotides. RefSeq names its product non-homologous end joining factor 1 (gene NHEJ1). Lineage: Eukaryota; Metazoa; Chordata; Mammalia; Perissodactyla; Equidae. Bases 190 to 1110 code for a protein of 306 amino acids. The transcript is spliced from 8 exons. Gene Ontology annotation, cellular component: DNA ligase IV complex; nucleus. Gene Ontology annotation, biological process: double-strand break repair via nonhomologous end joining. The record is from RefSeq and is a predicted model, not a curated record. Gene Ontology annotation, molecular function: DNA end binding.